CCAGGAAACCAGGAAGUGUAGUGUGUCAAACAGAAACAGGGCCGAGUCUGUUUCCUGUUUUCUCUCCGGUUUAGGACUCAAUAACAACCGUUUCACGCUCUUAUAAAGGGGCCGAGCUGAAGGGAGGAGGCGGACAGCUUCAGUAGUUCAGCAUUAAGUUAUUAAGAUGGGUUUAAAUCGCUCUUUUCGGCUGUUUUUAGUGAACUUUCUAUUAAUCUGCGUCACUUUGUGGAGCAACCUGGUGGUCGCUAAGAGACCAAACAUUGUCCUGAUCCUCACCGACGACUUGGACAUCGCUAUCGGGGGUCUGAGUCCACUCACCAAGACGAAGAAACUAAUUGGUGAUGCAGGGAUAUCAUUCACAAACGCAUUUGUGGCCAGCCCGCUGUGCUGCCCCAGCAGAGCCAGCAUCCUGACAGGUAAAUACCCUCACAACCACCACGUCAUCAACAACACGCUGGAGGGAAACUGCAGCAGCAAGGCCUGGCAGAAGAGCGAGGAGGCCCACACCUUCCCCGCUCUGAUGAGGACGUACGCCGGCUACCAGACCUUCUUCGCCGGGAAAUAUCUUAACCAGUACGGGCACGCAGAUGCUGGUGGAGUGGAGCAUGUUCCUCCAGGUUGGAACUACUGGGUCGGACUGGAGAAGAACUCUAAAUACUACAACUACACUCUGUCAGUGAACGGAAAGGCUGAGAAACAUGGAGAGGACUACAGCAAAGACUACCUGACAGACGUCCUGGCCAACAGGUCUCUGGACUUCCUCCAGUAUAAAUCCAACUACCAGCCGUUCUUCAUGAUGGUUUCCAUCCCGGCCCCCCACUCCCCGUGGACAGCAGCUCCUCAGUACCAGAACAGCUUCAACACCACCAAGGCUCCCAGAGACCCCAACUUCAACGUCCACGGCAAGGACAAACACUGGCUGAUCAGACAGGCUAAAACCCCGAUGACCAACUCCUCUGUUCAGUUUCUGGAUGAUGCUUUCAGGAAACGGUGGCGAACGUUGCUGUCGGUGGACGACCUUGUGGAGAAAAUAGUGAAGAGGUUGGAGGUCAGAGCUGAACUGGACAAUACGUACAUCUUCUUUACCUCCGACAACGGCUACCACACAGGUCAGUUCUCUCUUCCUCUGGAUAAGAGGCAGCUCUACGAGUUUGACAUCAGAGUUCCUCUCAUGGUCAGAGGACCGAACAUCAAGCCCAACCAGACCAGCCAGAUGCUGGUGGCGAACGUCGACCUCGGUCCGACCAUGCUGGACAUCGCCGGCUACGACGUCAACAAGACGCAGAUGGACGGCAUGUCCUUCCUGCCCGUUAUGGAGGGGAAGAUGAACAGCAGCAGCUGGAGAACAGACAUCCUGGUGGAGUAUGAAGGAGAAGGAAGCACCGUGUCCGACCCGGAUUGUCCUCUGCUGGGACCCGGAGUGUCGGAGUGUUUCCCAGACUGUGUGUGUGAGGACUCGUACAACAACACAUACGCGUGUGUGCGCACCGUCGCCUCCUCCACCAACCUGCAGUAUUGCGAAUUCGACGAUAAUGAGGUGUUUGUAGAAGUCUACAACGUGACAGCAGACCCCUACCAGCUCACCAACAUCGCAAAGACCAUCGACCAGGAAGUCCUGGAGAAGAUGAACCACCGGCUGAUGAUGCUGCAGUCCUGCUCCGGACAGUCGUGUCGGACGCCCGGCGUGUACGAUAGGAGGUAUAAAUUCGACCCUCGACAGAUGUUUCCGAGCCACGGCUGGCGGCUCAGCAGACUCAGACAGAAGAUGAAGUAAGAAGAGGUGAUGGAGGACGGAGGGAGGAAGAGAAGGGCUGUAUUGUGUUUAGUAUUCAGCCUUUCCUGCUGUUGUUGCCUUGUUUUCACGCCUCCUGAGCCAGUCUCUGUGUAGAUGGAUGGAGAAGGGAUCAGGUGGGAGGAGUGGAGGCCUCUCUGGGUGCAGGUGGACUCACCUUUAAAGCAUCCAGACUGGGCUGCUGUUUAGUGAGUUUGUCAGUAGGUGGGCAGGGAAGUUAUUCAGGAUGGAUUUACACUCACAAGCCAUUAAUUCCUGUUUUCUUAUAAGCGUUAUUGUGUCUGCUCGGUCAGUUCAAAAAGUGACAAAUAUCCGACCCAGUUCUUAUUAAUUCAUGUCUGUCCAUGUCAUAUCAAUGAUCGUUCAUUCACUCGUCUAAAUAUUGUUCAGGCUGCUGUGUGUUGUUUUUUUUUGGUGCAUUCGGAUGGUCCUCAAGAAUUUGUCAGAAGGUGGAAAUUUCAAUCUUCAUCACAGAGAAAGUGAUAAAAUUGACUUCCAUGAUAUGCAAAUGUAGAACUUAACAUUUGCUGUCACAAGAUGGACUGUAGUUACAUUCUAGAGAUCAUUUCAUUUAUUUAUUUAAUUAAUUUGAUGAGGACCAACCAGCUGCAGCAAAAAAAAAAUCCUGUGUUAGAUAUUGUGCUUCUGUGAUAUAAUGAAUUAAACACGACGAUGAUAAGUUGAACGUCUUUAACAUCGUCUUCAGUAGAUGUGAAUGACAGAGCGAAUAUUCAUAGGAUGGAAGUGUAAUGUGAUCGUACCUGAAACAAACAGAAGAAGAACUGGGUUGUAAAGAAAAGAGCGCCACCUACUCACAGACACGAGUGCCUACUGACAGACCUACAGCCCUAUAUUUACCCCCAGAUAUCACUCCCACAGUCAACACUAUAUUAUGGAUAAAAUGACUGAAUAGUUAUUGUACUCUGAAAGCAGCCAGCAUGUGAUCCCAUUGUGGCUUUAAAAGGAAAACUUCAACACCGAUUUGGAUAAAAAGUUUCAACAUAUUUUUGUCACAAUAAAUCAGGUGGACAGAAGAAUCACGACUGAAUAUUUAACAAAUAAAACAGGAACUUAAAAUGGUCAGACCCUUAACAAGCAGUGGUAAAAAAAAAUGUCUCACGAUUUCAUAAAAAGCAACUUUCUCGUGAUUUACCUCGACUGUGAGCAGUGUUAAAGCACCUUUUUCAUCCACAAAUUUAAAAUGAAUCGCCACUUGUUGUCUUUUCUUUUACACAUUUUGUAAAAAAGAUUGUCUUUUCUUAUUGAUUUCUAUAGAAGCCCUGAGAGGCAAGUGAGAAAACAAAUCUGGUGAUCUGAAUUGUUUUUUAUCUAAAUUUGUUUAUGACUUAAGAACAGGUGAAAAAAAGUUUUGCCAUGAUAAUCGUUCUUAGAACAUGAGGUAGUUGUGCACUUCAGCCUCUUGUGGCCGAAAUAAGUAUUACAACAACAAACACUUGGAAAGAUUAUCCUGACAAAAAAAAUUUCACCUGACAAAACUUUUUUCACAGAUGAAAAAAAAAGUAACUUAAAAAAAUUAUCCUAGCAAAUUUUUAUUUUUUUCACCUGUCAAAACUUUUUUUUAUUCACCUUUUUCACAGAUAGAAAAAAUUAGAAAGAAUAUCCUGGAAAAACUUUUUUCUUCACCUGUUGAGAAAACAAUUUAGAUCCGACUUAGAAAAAUGAGAUAUUUUUUUUGAUUUUUUUUUCACUUGCCUGUCAUUCAUCACGUCUUGUUUAUUUCAUACAGCGUUUAUGUAAGUCACUUUAAAUGGACAGAGAAACAUACAUUUCUAUGUUGGGGAGGACAACUUUCAAGUAUUUAACUAAUAACUUUAAUGUUUUGUAGUGAUUCAAUGAGCCAAUUUUGAAAUAUUGGUUCAUACAGAUAUUCAUUUCCUACUGCGAAGGAUGAAGCAGUAAUUUUAGAAAGAUAAAAUAUAUAUUUAAAAAACUUCCCCCCCCCCAUCAUCAGGUUUUCAGUCAGCACAGUUUUGUUUUAUUUAUGUUUCUUUCUCAUUUCGUUUUAUGAGUUAGAUGUGAGAACUUGUAAUGGCCAAAUAAAAAUAAUCUAUAUUUGAUAUAUUUUUCAAUGCGACCUCCUUCAAACUUUAAGGGAAUUUUUUUUUUUUUCUUUGGAUCACAUUUAUGUUUAUUUAUGCCAUAAACUACAUUUAGACAAAAAAAAAAUUCAAAACCAUUUCCUUAAUCCUCCUUAUUCCUGAUCUGUGGGAUUUUUUAUUUCAAAAGGUCAAUAUAUUUCAAAUCAAAGCUGCCUACGCCAGCAUUUUGUGGCAAUACAUUGAGAUUAUUAUCAUACUAUUAACAUCCAACCAAAGAUCUGAUAUAUUGAGGGAACUGACAUUCAGAAAGUCUCGUCACAUCUGCAUGACAUGUGUUGUAAAAGACUUCAUCUUUUUUUGUGUGUGUCAAUUUUGAUUGUGAAUUAUUUUCUCACUGAACAAGCAAAGCAAACAAACUUGUGAAUCAAUGAUUUUCUCCCACUGCUACUGUGUGUUUGUUGUUCUUGGACUAAUAAUGCGUUCAUACAGCUCCUUUCUUCCUCCGUAGUUUGUUCCGAUGAUUCACAACUGGACUGAAUUAAUGUGACAACACUGAGAUCAACGUGUGAUUAUAUUUCCUCUUGUUUCAAUUCACUGAUGCACUUUCCAAUCUGUCAGAGCGGUUUUUAUUUUGGAACCCUUAGUUUUUGUUUUAAUUUUCUAGAGUAGUUUUUGAUGAUUAUGUAUUUUUGGCUCGUGUUUUUGUCCAAAUAAAGAGAUUCUCAAAAUAUCA
Molecule: messenger RNA, 4588 nt
Organism: Sebastes umbrosus (honeycomb rockfish)
Lineage: Eukaryota; Metazoa; Chordata; Actinopteri; Perciformes; Sebastidae
Gene: gnsa
Product: glucosamine (N-acetyl)-6-sulfatase a
Exons: 14
Coding region: 167-1777 (536 amino acids)
Biological process (GO): glycosaminoglycan metabolic process
Molecular function (GO): glycosaminoglycan binding; N-acetylglucosamine-6-sulfatase activity
Source: RefSeq, a predicted model, not a curated record